UCAGAUACUCCAAGUCUUUAUUACCCAAAAAACAACAACAAACUGAAAUUUUCAGGUAAUCUCAGAGCUGUAGAAGGUAAUAAUGCAAGUAAGAAAUAUAUAAGUUAGCCAUUUUAGUGGUCUGAGUGUCAUGAAUGGAUGAAACAUGGGUCGACGUGCUCUGACUCUGAACUUCACCAGCAUGUACUACUGCUACGUUAAACGCAAAAUUCCCUCCAAAUCCACAACCCAACAACGGCUAUGGCUUCUCCUUCCACUUCAAAUUUCCAACGCUUGCUUUCUUUCACUAAGCUUCUGGCUUCUCAUGUCAAUCGAGGCCGUCAUGAUCAAGCUCUCUCUCUUUUCCACCAUAUGCAAGCUUCCCUUACUCUUCCUCUCGACGCCCAUGUCUUCUCUCUCGUUCUCAAGUCCUGCGCCACCACCCACCGCGCUCAACUCGGCACCGCCAUACACGCCCACGUAGCCAAAUCAUCUUUCCUCUCAAACCCAUUUGUUGCUUGUGCUCUGGUCGACAUGUAUGGUAAAUGUGUUUCGAUUAUGUCAGCACGCCGCCUGUUCGAUGAAAUUCCCCAAAGGAACGUUGUUGUCUGGAAUGCUAUGAUAUCGAUUUAUGUUCAUUCCGAUAAUGUUUCUGAUGCUUUGAGAUUGUUUGAGGUUAUGGAUUCUGAGCCCGAUGUGUCAACAUGUAAUUCGGUGAUAGCAGGAUUGGCAGGGUUGGAUAAUGGGUCGUUUAAGGCUAUUGGGUUUUAUAGAAGAAUGCAAGAACUGAAACUAAGACCGGAUUUGAUUACACUGCUUGCUCUGUUACGUGCUUGCAUUGGUAUAGCAGAGUUAAGUUUAAUUAAGGAAAUUCAUGGUUAUGCUGUAAGGAAUGAGAUGCACUCACAUCCCCAGUUGAGCAGUGGCUUAGUCGAGGUAUAUGGCCGAUCUGGGUGUGUACUUAAUGCCCAUAAAGUGUUUAUGAUCAUGAAGGAAAGAGAUGUGGUUGCAUGGAGCAGUCUUAUAUCAGCAUAUGCGCUUAACGGUGAUGCAAGAACCGCACUACAAAUGUUUCAACAAAUGGAAUUGGAGAAAGUAUGGCCUGAUGAUAUUACUUUUCUUGGUGUACUAAAGGCUUGUAGUCAUGCAGGAUUAGCUGAUGAAGCAUUGGAGUAUUUUGAUCGGAUGCGUAAGAGCUAUGGCGUGCAAGCAAGAAGUUCUCACUAUUCGUGUCUAGUAGAUGUUUUGAGCAGAGCAGGGAGAUUAUAUGAUGCUUAUGAGAUCAUACGAGAAAUGCCAGUGAAGGUGACUGCUAAAGCUUGGGGAGCCCUUCUCAGGGCAUGCCAAACUUAUGGAAAGGUAGAGCUUGCAGAGAUUGCAGGGAAAGCCUUGUCCGAGAUUGAACCUGAUAAUCCUUCUAAUUUACUUUUGACAAGAAUUUAUGUUGGACAAGGGAGAUAUGAGGAAGCCCAGAGAAUGAGAAGGGAAAUGAAGGAGAAGGGAGUCAAGGCAGCACCUGGAAGUAGUUGGGUAGUAUACAAAGACUGAAAAAAACCUGGACUUUUUGUUUUUUCUCAAGUAGAAGGAAAAAGAGUUCCAGCGGACUACUUUUUUGACAAUUGGCUAAUAGUUUCCACCUUUUCUAGAGAACACAUAAAGAAUGAUUUCUUGAAUACCUUAUGUUAGUGAUAAAAUGAACGGGUUUCGUGGUGAUGAGCUCAACCCUCAAAUGUACAGGAAUUGAAACAUGGAAGAGAGUGUGAAGACAAGGAGAUGGUAUUAGAAUUAUAGUUCACAGCUAUAGUAGAAUGGUGUUUUUUGGCCUUUGUUGUCCUAAUUAAUUCGCAUUCUUUAGUCUAAUGUAUUAAGAUGCUAAAUUAGUAGCUGUUUUCACUAUAAAAUCUAAUAUAUAAUUUUGUUAAAAAGAUGUAAAGGAAAAAAGAAAAAAGAAAGGUUGAUAGUUUAUUUAUUUA
Messenger RNA from Ziziphus jujuba (common jujube), 1952 nucleotides. RefSeq names its product putative pentatricopeptide repeat-containing protein At1g03510. Gene Ontology annotation, molecular function: RNA binding; protein binding. Bases 241 to 1527 code for a protein of 428 amino acids. The transcript has a single exon. The record is from RefSeq and is a predicted model, not a curated record. Lineage: Eukaryota; Viridiplantae; Streptophyta; Magnoliopsida; Rosales; Rhamnaceae. Gene Ontology annotation, biological process: RNA modification.